UCAGAUUUAUGUGAAUUGAUUAGGCAGCAAGUUCACUGCUUUUUUGUUGGAGCUAAUUAAAUAUCUAGCAUUUGCAGUCAUCCAAUUAUGGAUUGUUGUUGCUUUUGGUAUGUGUUAAGUGCUUCCCCAGUAUUGGUUUUCUUGAGCUAUCUAAUUUUCAACAAAUUGUUUGCUCCUGGCCAAUCUCCAAAUCUUCUUGGGAAACAUGUCAUGGUAACCGGAGGUUCAAGUGGUAUUGGACUUGCUGUGGCCCAGGAAGUUGCUCGCUUGGGAGCUCAUGUGACUUUAGUAGCUCGGAACCAAGAGAAGUUGGUUGAAGCGCAGCAAACUGUUCAAGCUACUGCAAAUAAGGCCAAGGUGCUAAUCAGGCCAUUUGAUGUUUGCAGUGAUGGGGUGGAAGGGAUGGUUGCAGAUGCUGAGACAGCGCUGGGUCCUAUUUUCAUGCUUGUAAACUGUGCUGGAUACUCCACACCUGCUCGCUUUGAGGACCUCUCCAUGCAGGAAGUGAAGCGAAUGAUGGACGUUAACUUUUUUGGAACGUUCGCGGUGACGCAAGCUGUGGUGCGCCGCAUGAAGCAGCGAAGCGUCUCUGACAGCCGUGAGCGGCAGGGCAUCGUGGUGCUCACGUCGUCUCAGGGCGGCAUGCUUGGCAUCUAUGGCUUCACUGCUUAUGCUGCUGCUAAAGCUGCUCUCAUCAAAUUUGCCGAGGCGUUGCAUAUGGAGGUGCAGACAAGUGGGCUGAGUGUGACCGUGAGUGUUCCUCCGGACACAGACACCCCCGGCUUCGAGAAGGAGAACGUGUCCAAGCCCACCGAGACCAGACUGGUGUCCGAGACUGCCGGCCUCUUCUCUGCGGAAGUCGUUGCCAAGUCCCUGGUGCGUGACGCCCUCGCGGGAAGGUUCUACACAACUGUAGGCAUCGAAGGCUUCAUGCUCACGACUCUGUGUGCGGGCAUGGGACCCAUCACCUACUUCUGGGAUUUCUUUGCUCAGGUUUUCCUAACUGGAGUGUUCCGCUUCAUAUCAUCAUUCUUCCUGCUUAACUUCGACCACAUCGUCAGAAAAGAAUAUGCCAAGCGAAUGAACGAUAAAAAGCGAGAGUAGAGCGACAGACUGAUCAUUUUCGUUACUAACUUGCGUGACUAACUUGUUGUGAGGGAAACGGUGAACUUUUCGGUCAGCUUUGCAAAUCUAUAAUCAGGCGAAACUCAUUUUGGUUUGCUGUUGGUUCAUCCUCCAUUGGGAUUUAAACUUCAUAGCUUCGUCAUUCUAUUCUCUCAUCAUGAUUGUUAAAUUCACACAAGUUCAUCGCCACGAUGAAAGAUUGACACAUGCUCACAGUGAAAUUCAAAAAUUAGUUAUUUCAAGAUGGCAACACUGAGCAAGAAUUGCACAGAAUUAAAAACAAUAUAUUUUUAAUCUUGUCGUACUUGUCAUUUUAUUAUGCUAAACAACGCUUCUGAAUUUCCUCCGUGCCUUAACAUUUCGUUCCAUUGAUGUGUACGGUAUACAUACCUAGUAGUUGCAGGGAAAUUAAGUAAAAAUAUUUAUCAAAGUUUAUGAAACAAUUUUUAAAGUACUAUAUAUAACUUUGUUUUCAUGGCAACAAUAAAACAAGACUAUCGUGUUGGUGAUGGCUACAAGUUCUUGUUUCGUGGCUACUGGUCAUGGUAAGGAAAGUUAUUGUACAUUUUCAUAUGUUGGUUUUGUUAUGUCGUUCCAACGAACAAAUAUUGUUCAAUAUUUGUGUGAUUCUGUGUUGAGACUUGAGGUUCUAUCAGAAUGAUUGUUUGGGUGCAAAUAUUGUAAUUGAUGACAUUCAUCAAGCCUGCACUGCUAAAGACUAUUAUAUUGCCGCAUAAAUGUUUACGGGACUCAAUUAGACUUUAUUUAGACAUAUUUGGAUUCAUUAUCACGUCUUACACAUGACGUCAUUACGAAGUAGGUGGACAAAUAAGACGCACAUGAGGAUACAAGCAUUUAUUUCAUUCCAAGCUUCUGGGUCGCUGGUUGCUGUAGGUUUAAUCUAUUGUUUAAGGCUUCUGUUCAACGCGCGUACAAUCGUUACGAAGAACAACCAAGCCAAGAGGAGGUGCGACGCGUCAACUGCCACGAUCAGUCCUAUCUGUACUGUCACGACCAGUCGUGUCUGUACUGCCACGACCAGUCGUGUUUGUACAGCCACACGCCAUCAGUUGGUGCGACGUAUCAACAGAUAUUGUGAGUCGUGUACCACGUGGACAAUAAAAUUAUGACAUAUUCAUUUAUCUCGCCUUCGGUGACUUCCAUCUAUGAAAACGUACACAUAAUUUUUUGUUGUUCACCGACCACCGUUCUCUACUUUAAGCAUCACCAGGAUAUUUCUCAUGUCUCAUAUUACUAACUGCGAUUUUUAUCUUCAAGUUUACUCUUUUACUUCAA
Hyalella azteca is the source of this 2421-nucleotide messenger RNA. It is a transcript of the gene Kdsr, whose product is annotated as 3-ketodihydrosphingosine reductase-like. The record is from RefSeq and is a predicted model, not a curated record. The transcript is spliced from 7 exons. Gene Ontology annotation, cellular component: endoplasmic reticulum membrane. The coding region runs from base 88 to 1104 and encodes 338 amino acids. Gene Ontology annotation, molecular function: 3-dehydrosphinganine reductase activity. NCBI's taxonomy places the organism in Eukaryota, Metazoa, Arthropoda, Malacostraca, Amphipoda, Hyalellidae. Gene Ontology annotation, biological process: sphingolipid biosynthetic process.